Molecule: messenger RNA, 2180 nt
Organism: Hevea brasiliensis (rubber tree)
Lineage: Eukaryota; Viridiplantae; Streptophyta; Magnoliopsida; Malpighiales; Euphorbiaceae
Product: serine/threonine-protein kinase AFC2
Exons: 9
Coding region: 1214-1897 (227 amino acids)
Biological process (GO): protein phosphorylation
Cellular component (GO): nucleus
Molecular function (GO): ATP binding; protein kinase activity
Source: RefSeq, a predicted model, not a curated record
CUACUCUUCAAGGAGGGUCUUAUCCUAUCUGAAUUAUUUAUAUAUAUUUUAUUAAAAAAAAAAAAGGCCAACUCAACCACGGUUAAAUUCCAGGCAAUAUAUCUAACUAACUAUGGUUAAGAAAAACGAACGGUCCAGAUCAACUAUUGGAAAAGAAAUCCGAAAGUGCUAGCGUUGGGAAGUUAUUCCUAUUUGCAGAAGCUUAAUCGAUCACAGAUCGAUCAAUCUACCGAUAGGGUUCGAAUUUCUGUCAAUUAUCAGAUGGAGAUGGACUACUUUACUCAGUUCCCUCACAAUCACAUGGAUCGUCGUCCCAGAAAGAAGCCCAGAUUUGCUUGGAAUAUUCCUCAAACUCACAUAACGAGGUUAGAAAUGGAAGAAGCAUUGGACCAUCAAGGGUGUUCCCAGAUGAUACCAGUCUAUUUGUAAUGGGAUUGGCUCAAAAAGGCUCUUCCCCAUGGCGAGAUGAUGACAAAGAUGGACAUUACAUGUUUGCUCUUGAGAAGAAUUUAACCUCUCGCUGUAAUUACACUUAAUCACCAUUGAAUGCUUUUAAAUUAUAAUGUUACUUGUGACUUGACAUGUUGCAUACUAAGCUUCAUGCACCAAUUGCCUCUUACAUAAAUAAUUUUGCCUUCUUCAGUUUAAUUACCUUUUCCAUCUUUUGCUUGCAGUCUAUGGUUUAAUGAAAUUUAAGUUUGAAUUUUUUUUAAGACUAUUUUCGUAAUUUUGUUAUUAUGUAUGUGAAAUCGGAGUUAAUAUGUUUUAAAGCAUCACAUCCUCUGUCCUGUUCUGCAAAACUGUACCCAGUUUCCCCAUGAAACUAAGAAUGGCUUCGCUAGUAGCUUAUAUAAGAUCUUUAAGAAAAAAGAAGAACAAUAACAACAAUUGCUUCCCUUUCUUUCAAAACACCACUUUUUUAAUGAUUUCUAUCAUUCUAAUAAAAUUUGAAAGCAUUGAAGCUUGUUAAUCUUUUUUUUUUUUUGACUUCUUGUGUUUUAAUUCUUAUUUUGCAAGUUUUCCUUCUACUCUUUUGCUUGUUUACCUGCAGACAAGAUACAGAGAAAAGCUGGUGAAGGAACCUUUGGUCAGGUUUUGGAAUGCUGGGAUAGGGAAGCAAGAGAGACGGUUGCCAUAAAAGUUGUGCGAACUACAAAGAAAUAUCGUGAAGCAGUAAUGUUGCAAAUUGACGUGCUCCACCUGCUAGGAAAGUAUGACAGAAAUGGCAGUCGUCAUGUGUGAUUUGCGCCUCAUUCAUUCAGACUUGAAGCCGGAGAAUAUUCUUUUUGUAUCUCCAGAAUAUGUAAAAAUACCAGACUACAGGGUUCCAUCAAUCUCACCCACUGAAGGGGCCCAUUACAAGAGAUUGCCAAAGUCAAGUACUAUUAAGGUUAUUGAUUUUGGAAGCACAGCUUAUGGACAUCACGAGCACAACUGUCUUGUCUCAACCCGGCACUACCGUGCACCUGAGGUUAUUCUAGGGCUUGGAUGGAGUUUUCCAUGUGAUAUAUGGAGUGUUGGUUGUAUCUUGGUAGAACUUUUCUUCGGAGAAGCAUUGUUUCAGACACAUAAGAACUUAGAGCACUUGGCUAUGAUGGAGAGGGUUUUGGGCCCAUUUCCUCAGCGCAUGUUGAGAAGAGCAGACCGGCACGCAGAGAAGUAUGUUAGAAGGGGUAGGUUGAAAUGGCUAGAUGUGGCAUCGUCUCGGGAAAGCAUCAAGGCAGUCAUGAAGUUACCUCGCCUUCAGAAUCUAGUAAUGCAGCAUGUUGAUCACUCUGCUGGGGAUAUCAUUGAUCUCUUGCAAGCUCUUCUCAGGUAUGAUCCGUCCAAAAGACUAACAGCUCAUGAUGCCCUCAGGCAUUCCUUCUUUACAAGAGAUCAUUGCAAGAGAUUUUAAAGAGAGGAGUUUGUGUUUUCUUAUUGUGAAAGGUUCUAUUUGGUCAUUUGGUAAUGAGUUAAACUGGCUGGUCUGGAUUCGUGUGUUUUUUCUUUUCUGUAUUAUUUAAUGUACUUGUUGUCAAUGCUGAGUGGAAAGGGCUAGCCAGGAUUUUGAGGCAUUUUGUAGUCUUCGUCAUAUUGAGCAUUUGUAAAUAAAGCCUGUUAUAAGGAGAAGUUUUCUCCAGUUUUAAUGUUAUGUAAAUAAGGACUUGACGUCCUAAAUGGAAUUCUGCAUUUUAUUA